CCAGCAGAUCCACACUCACACCCAACUUGGUGUCACCACAGUUCCUUGAGGCCCCAGGUUGUCCCAAUGCACUCCAUGAUUCCAUGAGGCCUCCUAGUGUUACAAUGUCCCUUUGGUUCCAUGGAACCCUUUGGUGUCACAAACUCCCUUGGAUCCUUGGACCCCACAGUGUCACAAUGGCACCAUGGUCCCCCAAGGCACUGCAGUGUCACAGUGGAUCCUUGGUUCCAUGGGGUCUGGCAGUGCAGCAAUGCUCUCCUUGGUUCCCACAGUCUUUUAUGCCUCCCACUCUCAGACAAUAGAAGGGCACCUGUAGAUGAAGGGGAGUAGGAGUAGAUACCUACUCAAGAAGGUAAUAAUAAAAAUUCCUCCUGACCCCCACGCCGAGGCAGGUGCCACUUCAGAACAGGUAUGAGCCCCUGGAUCUGGAGAGUCAGUCAGAUGAUUUAAAUUAUCUGUCCAUUGAGCCUCCCAAUUACGAUUCAUCUGUGAGAGGGAUCGCCACCUCUAACAUCAAAAAGGAACAAAGGGUAAUCAUGGUGGGUGACUCCCUUCUGAUGGGAACAGAGAGCCCCAAAAGUUGACCAGACCCACCCCACAGAGAGGUCUGCUGCCUCCCUGGGGUCUUGGUACAGGAUAUUACUGAGAGACUGCCUGGGCUGAUUCAGCCCUCUGAUUAUUAGCCACUGCUGAUACUCCAGGCUGGCAGUGAUGAGACUGAAAAGAGGAGUGUCAGGGCAAUUAAAAGAGACUUUAGGACACUGGGACAAGUGGGUGAUAGGACAGGGGCACAAGUAGUCUUUUCCUCAGUCCCUUUGGUCUCUGAAAAUAACUGUGAAAGCAAUAGGAGAUGCAUUAUCAACAAGUGGCUCAAGGGUUGGUGUCAUCAGCAGAAUUUUGCAACUUUUAUGGCACCUGGUCUGCUUGGACGAGGCUUCAUCUUUUUGUUAAGGGCAGAAGAAUUUUAUCUCGUGAACUGGCAGAACUUGUCGAGAGGGCUUUAAACUAGGUCUGAAGGGGGAAGGGGAUGCAGCUGGGCUCUCUGGAAGCAGGCCCAAUGGCUGAGUGAGCCUGAAUUAGGGGUGAAAUCAGCAGCCCAGCUGAGGUGCAUGGAUGCCAGUGCACGCAGCAUGGGUAACAAACAGGAAGAGCUGGAGGCCAUGGUCCAGCAGCAGAGCUGUGAUGUAAUUGCCAUCACAGAAACGUGGUGGAAUGACUCACAUGGCUGGAGUGCUGCACUGGAUGGCCACAAGCUCGUCAGGAGAGAGGAAAGGGAGAAGAGGUGGAGGGGUGGCCCUUUAUAUUAGGGAGGCUUUGGACACCACAGGUAUUGAAAGUAAUAAUUAUGGAGUUUAGUUCCUCUGGGUGAGAAUUAGAGGGAAUGCCAACAAGGCUGACAUGCUACUGAGAGUCUGUUAUCAUCCAGCCAACCAGGAAGAAGUGGUGGACAACUCAUUCUAUAAGCAGCUAGAGAACGUUUCUGGAUCAUCAGCCCACGUUCUUGUAGGUGACUUCAACCUUCCAGACAUCUGUUGGGAAGACCAGGAUUUCUCAUUCCCAAACCUUGGCCAGAUGGAGGAGGAGGCUGUGAGGAAGAGGAAGAUGCCCCAGGACACCCAGGCAGACAAGGAGGUGAGGAUGGAGAGCAGGGAGGACAAAUCCCCACAACAGAAACUCGAGGAAGAGGCAGAUUUGAGUGGCUGCACAGGGCAGGAAUCCAAGGGGGAGGAAAAGUCCCAGAGAUCCCGCAGGAGGAGUGGCUGCAAACCCAGCCCAGGUUGCUCUGAGGUGAAAGGCUGCACCCUGAGGCAGGAUGGUGGACACAGCUUCAGGCAGAGCUCGGAGCUGGUGGCCCAUGAGCAGCUUCAUGAUGGGGAGAAGCCCUACAAGUGCUUGGAGUGUGGGAAGAGCUUCAGGCAGAGCAGCACCCUGAUCCACCACCGGAUGAUCCACACCGGGGAAUGGGCCUAUGAGUGUGGGGAGUGUGGGAAGGGCUUGAGGUGCAGCUCAGACCUCGUCAUCCACCAACGCAUCCACAGUGGGGAGAGGCCCUACGAGUGUCCCCAGUGUCAGAAGAGGUUUCGGAGCAGCUCCAAUCUCUUCAUGCAUGAGCGGAUUCACACGGAUGAGAGGCCCUUCCGCUGCCCUGGCUGCGGGAAGGGCUUCAAGUACAACUCCCACCUCAUCAGGCACCGGCGCAUCCACACUGGGGAGAGGCCCUACGAGUGUCCCCAGUGUGGGAAGAGCUUCACCCAGAGCUCUCACUUGACCAGACACCAACAGAGCCACUGGUAAGGGAAGCCCUAUAAAUGCCCCAACUGCAGAAAGAGCUUUGUGUAUUGCCCUAACUUGGUCCCCCCACUGGAGAACCCACAUUGGGAAGAGCCCUGGUUAUCCAUGGUCCCUGUGAUCCAUGCUGGGAAGACACCUGUACCUUUACCUGCUUUUGCCACUGAUAGGAUGCGGGAUUGAAGAACAUGAGUAUGGCCAUGGCCAUGAUGUUACAUUCACUACAACCUUAGGUUAUUGCCAGGGGCAGUCAAGGGACUCUCUCUCUCCCUGAGGAGAAGGGUGUCCUUUCCAGGCCGGAGGAAAUACGUGGCCAGGAAGAGGCGGUUGUUGAUGUUGUAGUUUUCCCUGUAAAUACUUUUACUUAGCUUUCUGUUAUCAAUAUUGUUUCUGUUCCCAUUUGUUGUUUAUCUCAUUGCUGUUCCCAUUAAAUUGUUCUUAUCCCAGCCCGGGAUCUUUGCCUUUUGUGCUUUCCAUGGGAGAUGGGAGGGCAGCAAGUGGCAGCACAGUUUUAGCAGGAGCAGGA
Molecule: messenger RNA, 2815 nt
Organism: Passer domesticus (house sparrow)
Lineage: Eukaryota; Metazoa; Chordata; Aves; Passeriformes; Passeridae
Product: zinc finger protein 3-like
Exons: 3
Coding region: 1399-2295 (298 amino acids)
Biological process (GO): regulation of transcription by RNA polymerase II
Molecular function (GO): RNA polymerase II cis-regulatory region sequence-specific DNA binding; DNA-binding transcription factor activity, RNA polymerase II-specific
Source: RefSeq, a predicted model, not a curated record